Messenger RNA from Triticum turgidum subsp. durum (durum wheat), 726 nucleotides. NCBI's taxonomy places the organism in Eukaryota, Viridiplantae, Streptophyta, Magnoliopsida, Poales, Poaceae. The record is from the annotation of a GenBank genome assembly.
AUGGAAGGGAUGAGAAUGUUGGUUGUUAUUGAGUUUGCUUUUGAUAUAGGUGAUGAUGACUGGAAAAAAUUUCACUCAUUUUUCAUAGGAAUGGACAGAAGAUGCAAGAUCAUCAUCAUAAGUAGACUCCAAAGUUUAGCCAGAUUUGGAUCGGUGAAACCGAUUUUCCUAAGUGUUCUAUCUUAUGAUGAGUUGAGGUACCUUUUUAAGACACUAGCAUUCGGAAGCGUUGACCCUGCACAACAUCCACUAUCAGUACAGGUAGCAGAUGAAUUUGCCAAGGUGUUGCACGGUAUGCCAGGUGCACUUGUGGCAAAAAAUACGUUCGUAGAUGUCUUGAGAAGGAACCUCAGUGUUCAAUAUUGGCACUGUGUAUUGGACAAGAGGAAAAGAAUGGUUAAACGAAAUCUCUCCAUGUAUGGUGGACACCCAAGCAUGCUUAUAGGAGAAGGACAUCCAGUGGACAUAACGGAUUUUUCUUUGCAUCCACUUAGCAUGACACGCCAUACAAUUAAUGGUUCAACCAAGAAGGAAUUACCAUGUCUGACAUUUGGGGAACUUAUAGCAGAUCCUAGUGCUAGACCAAAGCAAGACUUUGUUCUAGUUUCAUGGGAAUCAAGGAUACCCCCACAUAAUUCGUUUGCUCAUUUUGUGACUAGUCAUGCUCAGAAUACACACGAAGGUGGUGCCUUGUCAGGGAGAAAGCGUCGAGGAGUGUCAAUCUAG